CUGACUGAUUCUCUCUGCCUGCCUCUCCUUAGCCUGACGAUGGCUGAAGCCCAGCUGUGUGGAUUACAGGACGAGUUAAUUUGCUCAGUGUGUCUGGACACCCUGACUGACCCUGUGUCACUGCAUUGUGGUCACAGUUUCUGUCUGAAGUGCCUCACGGACUGCUGGGAUCAGAGCCAAGUGUGCAGCUGUCCUCAGUGCAGACACACCUUCACCACAAGGCCUGAACUGAAAAGAAACACUCUGCUGAAUGAAGUCAUCAAGAAAUUAAAGAAGACGGAACUCAGUUCUCCUUUAUCUCAGAAUUAUUCCGGCCCUGGAGACGUGGAGUGUGAUUUCUGUACUGGGAAGAAGUUCAGAGCGGUGAAGUCCUGUCUCACCUGCCCGGCCUCCUACUGUCAGACUCACCUGCAGCCUCACUAUGAAGUAGCAGCCUGGAAGGGACACAAGCUGGUUGAUCCUGACACAAAUCUAAAGGAAAAACUCUGUGAGAAACAUCAGAAAAGUCUGGAGAUGUUUUGCAGAACUGAUGAGAUGUGCAUCUGCAUGACGUGUGCGGUGACUGAACAUAACGGGCAUAAAAUGGUUGAAAUGGAGACGGAAAGGGAAGAAAAGCAGAAGCAGCUGGGGGCGACACUGAGUGCCAUCAAGAGGAGACUUGAGAAGAGAGAGAAGACACUGAAGGAGACGAGGUGGGUGAUGGAGGAGAUGAAGAUGACUGUGGAAAGAGAAAUCAAAGAAAGUGAGAAUAGCUUCACUGCUCUGAUACGGUGCAUUGAGGGAGCCCACAGGAAACUGACUGAGAGGAUCAGAAAACAAGAAAAGAGAGAAAUGGAGAAGGCUGAAGGAGUCAUGGAGCAACUGAAGGAGCUUUCAGAGACCAAGGACCAUCUCCACUUCCUGCAGACUUUGUCAUCUUGCUGUGUCCUUCCUGCUGAUGGAGACUCGCUGAGCUUCACUGUCACCGCUGAUUUCUCAUCUGAAGACCUGAGAAAGAAGCUGUCAGGUCUGACAAAGAGUGUGGAGAGGAUCAGCCAAGGGGACAUCACGACAAGGACUCCAUCAGGAGCUCCGCACUUUCAACCAUCUGCGCUGUGCAGGCUGCUAGGACACCAGCGUGUAAAACUGGAUCCGUGCGGAGAAGCCCAUACUGGUCAUGAUGAUACGGCUCCACAUGUGCCAGGACUUGCAGCGCCUCACAAUGCUCACCCGCUAGGCGGCCCCUUGUUCUCGUGGCAGCGCCUUCAAUAUACAAACGCUCAUGAAGCUCCAGUUUUCACCCUCCAGCCUCCUAAACCUCAGUGCAGAGACAAAUUUUUAAAAUACUUCUGUCCCCUCACACUGGACAUCAAUACAGCACACAGAGACCUCCGUCUGUCUGAAGGAAACAAGAAGGUGACACGUGAGUGGAGAGACACUGAAUAUCCUGAUCAUCCUGACAGAUUUGACAUCUAUUUCCAAGUUCUGUGCAAAGAGGCUCUUACUGGGACUCGCUGUUACUGGGAGGUGGAGUGCAGUGGAGACUUCGUGAUGAUUGGAGUCGCAUAUAAAGGGCUGAGCAGGAAAGGAGGGGGCUGGGAGUGCGGUCUUGGAAACAACGACAAGUCCUGGAGUUUGCGGUGGUCUCAUUCCCAGUACUCUGUGUAUCACAAUAACAAGGAGACUGUAAUCAGCGCCCCCUACAGCCCCAGAAUAGGUGUGUAUCUGGACUGGCCUGCUGGCUCUCUGUCAUUUUACAGCGUCUCACACACAAUGACCCUCCUGCACAGGUUCAACACCUCCUUCACUGAGCCCCUCUAUCCAGGGUUUUGGCUUGAUCUUCACUGCAGUUUUACGGUGAAAUGA
Messenger RNA from Polypterus senegalus (gray bichir), 1845 nucleotides. Its product is annotated as tripartite motif-containing protein 16-like. The transcript has 9 exons. Gene Ontology annotation, molecular function: protein binding; zinc ion binding. Bases 40 to 1845 code for a protein of 601 amino acids. The record is from RefSeq and is a predicted model, not a curated record. Lineage: Eukaryota; Metazoa; Chordata; Cladistia; Polypteriformes; Polypteridae.